Molecule: messenger RNA, 312 nt
Organism: Symbiodinium sp. CCMP2592
Lineage: Eukaryota; Dinophyceae; Suessiales; Symbiodiniaceae
Source: the annotation of a GenBank genome assembly
AUGGAUGCCACAGGCGCCUCCCGAAGUUGCGGCAGCACUCGCUCCAGAGACUCCGGCUCCGGCAUCCCAGUGCCGAAGAGGUUUUCCUUCGAGAGCUCUCGCUCAUUCCUGUCAGAGGGGCACCUCCCAGAAAAAGUGGCAGGCAUGCUCGUUGCAUGGCACUGGCUGCACUACUGGUUCUUCGAAGGGACGGAAAAUGAAAAGGCUGGAGGACGCAGGAGUACGCACAGCAGCGUGCAGCGGCAUCACGACAGCACAGAGCCUUACGUGAGGUGUGGGCGCCUGGCCUUGGUCGCGGGGGAGCCAGGAUGA